UAAUGACCUUCCUCUCGCCGUACAGAGGAAGUCAAGCGAGGCCAUCCAAACCAAAACAGACUUACUUUGCAAGACCCUGAUUGGAGUGCUUUGGUAGAUCAUUUGUGAACGCUCAGUUGUUUGCCACAAAGACAGCAUGGUGCAAGAUCGGGUUAAAAAUGCAAAACAAAAAAAAACAAGCAAUAAGCAAAAAAAGAAACACAACGGCGAACUCAUUCGAAAUUCGAGGCUGAACAUGUUCGAUUCUGUACGGUCAGUUUCAAGCGCUUCGCUUUCGCAUGUUGAAAGUUCUUCUGGUGGCGAUGAAACAGGUAAGUGGAAAUAUUUCUGUUCUUGAAGAACAUAUUCUUCAUUGUGACUAAGAAUCUGCUUUUAAUGAUCGCCAUGUGAAAUCUUCCAACGUUGGAUAUUUGUAAUUGUGUAUGCUCGGCGAGUCUAAGAACUUUUCAUACUUUAAUUGAAAAUUUUGAAUCUUAGAAUUUGACGUCGAUGAAGAAUUGCCAGACGAUGAAGAAAUCGAACGAAGAUUUUCCCAUUUAUUGGUAAGAUCAUGAUUUCAAAGUUUUAAAAUUUUAAUUGUUCCUACAAGGAAUUCAAUGAGUCAGGCUGCUUUGUAUUUAUGGGCCGCCAGGAUAUAAACAAACCAUGAUUACAAAGCUAACUUUUACUUUCUUCAAUCUGUUUUGCACAUAGGAAAAGAUGACUCUUCCUCCGGAAAGAGCGGUAGAGCUCGCAAAAAGCCCAAAGGCUAACAAAUGGAAAAUGAUAAAAGCGAAGGCAAGUUUGUUUUCGUGACGGACACAGCUAUCGAUCUACUUGACAGCCUUGUUGCAGUCGAGAGUUCUCUGUGUCAAAGUAUUUGACCGGGUAUUUGAAUGGAGUUGAGUUUUAAAAUAAAUUAACUAAUGUAUAUUUGGGGAUGUAUGUUAGAAAACGUUGCAAAGAUUGUAGAAUAUUCGUAUUAAUUUUUCUCCCACGUAGGAAAGCUCUUUCGUAUCAAUAGCAACUACGUCAAUGAAGGGACAUUCACAUUGAUGAGUGUCUAACAUUAAUUUUUAAUUAAUCCCUUGUCACUUGAAAGAAUGACCUUACAAUAGAGUUGAUUCCUUGCAUUAUUUAACGACUUCUUUCCCACGACCACAAGAUCCCACAUUUGAAGUUAAAAGCCAAAGUUGUAGAGUUUUAAUCUAGCAAAAAUGCCUUGAAUGCACUGAAUGCACGGAGAUUAGACUUGCAGUACACGAAACUAAAACUUAAGUGGAGUGAAAGUGUCUAUUUAUAGCCUGUGAAAAUUUUGACAAUUAGCAUGUCUGCAGGUGGGAAAUAAUAAAACAGCUCAAAACAAACUCUUCAAGUUAUUCAGUCUAGAAAGAACAGGUUGACACCAAGACAACCUCUCACCAUCUUGUUAUUUAUUUCCUACUUUAAUUUUUUUUUUUUGGAAAAAUUUUCUCGGGUCACCUGAAACUGACGUUGAAGUUACAGUUUUUUUCUGUCCUUUAAUCCUUUUUUUGAACGUGGUUUGUGGUUAUUUCAAGAAAGGAAUUUGGAUACUUGUUUGUUAUUUUUGAUGCACCUCAAAUGGAGAACUCUGCUCAAACUUUAGAAGCAGUUGCUUCUGAAUUUGUCAAUUCUAACACUGACAACUCUGGGGCAAACCCUGAAAAGGCUGAAGAUGUUAGUAUUGAGCUUAGAAUAAUUAUUCUACGAGCAACUUGAAUUCAAUUCAUAGACUGUGAAUACUUCAGUAGGAUAAUAACUUGCACUGAAUUUUGUGCAGGCUCGCUGUUUAUAACAAAAAUUCACUCAUACUAUUUACAGCACAAUAUGAAUUGGACCAGUGAUUACUUGACACAGUGUUUAUUUUGCGGUUCAUAGCAUGGCUCAGAUUGAGCUAAGUAUCAGAAACAAAAUCUUUUCAAAAGCUGUGGUCUGCUUACAGAUAGAGCCCCAAUUCAGGCUGAUCUAAACGGAUGUUCAAGUAUUUUAAAAUUUGCCAUCAUUUUUCAAAAUUAGAUAAUAGUGUUUCUUUUGUCACGACAAAGACAAAACCGAGUAAUGCUUUUCAUUUGUAAAUGGCUCAAUUAAGUUUCACAUAAAUGCAAGGUUAAAAUAGAAGUUAUGUCGGUUUAAUUUGUAGUGCUGCGAGACUGGGUCAGGUAUUUUUGGUCAUCUAAAAUCAAUCAUAGAGAUCUCAAUUAAGUAAUGUCAGCGUUAUUAUUGAUAAGCUAAUAAGCUUUUUAUAAAUAGCUAUUUCCAAUCUUUUUAAAACCUUUCCAUGGAAAAGUGCCAAACAAUAAUUAAUGAAACAGGAAACAAACUAAUAAUAAAAUAUUGCACCCUCAUAAAUGUCCAAACUUACAGCCAUGUGUAAUUUGUAACUUUUAUCUAUAGAUAGAAAAAAUGAUAUUAAGAAUUAUCUGGAGGUAUUCAGAAGAAGAUGCUUGUGCUGUCACACAGCACUCAGUCUAGUUGCCAGCUGUCGUCCCAUGCACUGUUCAUCCAGAUAAAAGUUAAUUUCUAUAAGUUGUUUCAGUUAGUAAUUUUGGCAGAUUUUCUAACAAUUUUGGGUACGGUGCUAGUCCUUAUUAAAAAUGACAUUGAAACUGUCUUUCUGACCUGACUGACCAAAAUAAAUUAUAUUAUUUAUUUGUAACAUUUUUAUAAUUUAUUUUUUUGGUCAAAAUGCCUGGCCCUCGAGAAAAAAAAGGGGUCUUUUUCUUACUUCUGUAUUAAAAUAUUAUUGACUACCGGUACAUAUUGGCCAGUCUGGAAUUUAUAGACACACUCAGGCAGCUAAGAAACCUUGCUUUUAGUACUGUUGCUUUUAAUGUAAGCACAUAAUUUGGGUCAUGUACACCAUCCUCAGGUAUUGAGAGUCAAAGUGAAAUUCAGUUCUUUGGAGAGGUGUGACACCCUUUUAACCCUUCAAGCCCCAAGAAUGAUCAGCAUCAAAUUUCUCUUUGUAAUAUCAACGCUUUGUAAAACAGAGUGGUCAUGAGAAUAACAGACAUGAUCACAGAAGAUGAAUUUGCUUGAUAUUUUAUCAACUUCUCCUCACUGCUUCUGUAGGAAAUGAAUGGGGGCAACAAAUGAGAAUUCAAAUUUUGAUCUAAGGGUUUAAAGGGUUAACCCUUAAUCAAGUCUCAAGACUAACCAACAUCAAUUUUCUGAGAACAAUAUCAGUACAAAAUCAAGAAAAAAGGUUAUGAAGAUUAAGAAAAGGAGCAUCCAAGUGAAAAUGCUUUGAUCUUUAAAUAAAUUCUCUCAUUAGUUCUGCAAGGAAAUAUAUUGAGAUCAGCAUGGAGAGUUUGUAUGUGGAUGUUGGGGCUUAAGGGUCUAAAAGGAAAAGAAAAUUAAUGUGAGACCCAAUCAAUGAUUUUGUCACAAAUAGUUAUGGUGAGUCCUGAGACUCAUCAUGUGAAAAAUCAUGAGUCCCUGUCAAUAAACAUUGAGUCUCAGUUAAAAAAAACAUAAGGAGUCCUAAAUAGAAAUGCUUGGGCCUUUAUGUAACGAGACAGUUAAUCUGGAGACAGACGGCAAAACUCUUCAUUACAGUUUACGGAAAUUAAUGCCAACAUGGGCAAAAAUGAUACCCUAUUUAAGGAUCAAGACUCUCAAAAAACAGACCCUAUUGGGGGGGGGGGGAACAUACCUGUCUGUACAAUAUACAGGGGUGGGAGCACCCCCCAGGUACCACCCCCCUGGGUAAAGGGCUUGAUUGGCAGUCUCUGUUUGAGAAAUGAGACUGUGCUUCUCCCAGGAAAAGACAUUCUUCUCUGGGAGGAAAAAGACUGGACCCAAGAGAGCGGCAGACAUUAAGCCUAAAGCAACAUUUGGUAUUUUCUUGCUGAGCCCUCUUUUACCAGUCGAAAAUUUACCUUGAGCGUACAUGUAUGGUGUCUUUGAAGUAAUUUUUGAAAAGAGGUGCAUAUUAUGUGUAGAAUGUUAUGUUGUCUCCAAAUAAUAUUACAGAUAUUUUGAAUAUGUUUGCAGGAAUUGAUGCAACCCAAGUAUUCAUCAGGCUUCUAUAUUGAACAGUUAAAAACCCACAGAGACAUCAACCUGGGCAAGUUUGCUGCUGCAGAAAAGAAAAGGCUCCUCAAAGGUUUGGAGCCUGUUGAGAUGAUACUUAGGUCAUUAGAAGUUGACCUUCGGACACAUCCAAAUACCACGUAAGCAUUAAUUGAAUGUUUGUUCAUGCAGGCAUUACCGAAAAGAAAGAUUAAAAUAUACAGUAAUGUACAGAACAAAAUAUACAGAACCUCCAUUAAUCAGCCACUUAGCUAUUAAACAGCCAGUAAUCAAACUACCAAAAUACUAAUUGCAGAUAAACCUCUAUUAAUUUAAAGCAGCCGCCUCCAUUAAGCAGCAAUUGCCACCUUCUCACCCUCCCGACAAUCAAGCACUUGAUUAUCUUAGUUGGGCUUUAUUUUAAGAAGAUGAUGACAGAAAAUACAGUCCGAGGUAGAAGGUGAUUAGUGAUUGUUCGACCAGUAUUGCCGCUCCCUUCCCAAGUUUGUUUCAAAAUAAAGUGAUGUUUCUGCUAAAGAUUAUGCUGACUAAAGACGUCUAGCUACUUAAUACUAUUGAGCGACUAACUUCAGACCUAUUGAUCAACUAUCUUAAGACCUCUAUGAAGCAACUAGCCAGCCCCACUAGAGAGGAUGAGCCACUUGCUGGAACCACAAGGGUCGCUGCUUAAUGGAGAUUCAAUUGUAGUUUAUGUGUACCUUCCAGAAGGCCUAGUGCCAGAUUUGUGCAUGUACCUCCCUGCAAACAAUAUGGCCAAGGUUUUUUUUUUCUGAAGGUAUAUAAGGCCAUUUAGUUUAAACUGGCUUGAGUUUGACUUGUCAUUGGUUUCUUACGUCAAGGGCACUCAACAAUGGUUUCCUCCUAAAUACAUUGAAAACACUUGUAGGCUAUCCAGGGUACUUUUAGAUCUCUAGAAAUGCAUUCAAAACGGGGCUAUGAAAUUUGUAACUGUUCGGUCAUCCUUAUGGCAGCUUGAGUCUUUUCAAAAUUAGAAGGUCUUUGGUAUUAUAUUCCGGGAAAUUUGUUUUGUUGAUGGCAAUGUGCAGACACAAUACUAAUAGUACAUUAAGUUUUUCUCCCCAAAACUUUAUAGUGUCUUCUUUCACUUUCCACUUUGAUCACCUGUAAAUCAAGUCAGCUGAGCUGUAACAGGUGUUAUGGGUUAUGGCCCUUAAUGGCAGCUCUUCAUGCACGUAUAAUUUGGUGUAUGCGAUGUUUUUCUGUUAGCUGGCUGCGUGAGUUUGUAGAUGAUCCUUAUAGAGGCCAUGUUGCUCUGGUUGAGUUCCUUCAAUAUCUACAUCUACACCAACCAUCUCCAGAAGUUGAUGACGUUCCAAAGAGGAAAGGCAAACCUGAUGUUUUGUCCAGAGACUUUGUAAGUAUGGUUAAAUACCUUCAUUUAAACAAAAGACCCUUCCACGGUAUUUUUAAGUCUUGACAAAGAACAGUAAGUAAAAUUUCAUUGACACUGGUGGGACGAGCACAUUGGAAUUAGAAAACGUACCAAGUUUAAAAGUGAUACCUCCAAAACGAGCGAAGCAUUGCUCCACAACGUCGCGACUCUGCAAAUCUAUAUCUUCGUUAGUUUUCAACAUGCAAAUCACUUUCAAUCUUUGCAACUUCACUGAUUUUAAGACGUUCUUUCCAGCCUUGUUUUUCGCUAACUAGUCCCAGUCGAAAGUUGAAAAAAAGCCUUGUAAGGGUCUAUUUAUAGGUGCCUGUGAGUGGACUAAGAUGCGGGGUGUACACUUACUAACCCUGUCAGGAUGUGCAGCAUGCUUCCUGAGCCCUUCCCCUAUUUUAAACUAAGAUCUGUGAUAUUUAUACUCUAUUUCAGCCCUAAACUGCUGUUCUCAGGAGACUAGUGGUAAAAAAAAGCCAAAAAAAUAGACCUACUUUGCAGCGUUUCCUUUUCCUACAACCUAGAAUUUAAUUGUUUAAUGUUUAUGCAGCAUUUCAACCAGACUGAUGGUUUGUGUAAUAGGGUAAGCACCCUUGCCGCCAUGGCAUAUCCCUUUAAAAUCUACAGUGUGUCAGAGGAUUCUUACGCGCGGGCCUGUACAAAUGAAAGCAGAAGGCUCGUUUUCAAGGGAAGGGAUGGAAGACUGUUCAUCAGGCAAAGCGUUCCACAGUCUUACACUACUGACGCUAAAAGACUUCAGAUUAGCUCAAAUUAAAUUCUUAGGGCAGAUUUUAUAAACCUAAACGCUCGUCCCUAUUUUCUUAUGUGGUACUGACUAAUUUUUUGUGAUUUUUCACUUCUAGGUUGAUGAGCAUUUGUGUCUCAUGUGUUUGAGAGUUUUAAUGAGAAACAAGGUAAUGGCAUUUAAAAUUUAAAAACAAAAGUAAAUAGAUAAAACGAAUGAGAUCUAUGUCUUAUAGCUCAGCUAGUAAUGGACAUGCACGAGUGAAGCCAGCCUGUGUCAGUAAGCUUUCGGAAUUUUUAACAGUGCAUGACGUUCGCGCUCUUAGAGUCUUUUCACUAUUUUGGCAAGCCGUUAUAGUCCAAAUAACUUCCUUAAAAAGUUAGAAAAAUGUAGACCUGGUUUUUUCCCCUGUAGUAUGAAAACACUCUAAAUUAAAAGAUCUCACGAUACUACGACGGGACCGCAACCAGAAUGCCAAAAAACAAAAGAACAAUAGAUUAGUGUGGAAAACAACAACUCUGGACGUACUACAGUGGAACCUCGAUAUAAUGAAACUAUAUAACGAAGUCCUCGAUUUAACGAACGAUUUUCUUUACCCCAGUAAUAGUAAAAUAUAUAAAAGGAACCUCGAUAUAACGAAACCUCGUUAUAGCGAACAAAUUUAGCCACUCCCUUGGCACUUCGUUAUAUCGAGGGUUUAUUGUAUGAGGUGAAAUGACCAAACAAUUUUUAGUUUUCUUAAGAACCUGAACGACAACCGGUAAGGCGAUAAAUUCUUCGGUAUCUACAUUCAGCUCUGAGCAGGGAUCCUCAGCUCUAAGUUGAAUUUCCCGACGUUAAGGCUAUGUACACACGAUACCAGAUACUCACUGCCUCUCUUGGCGCCACGAAAAGCCAUCCUGUACAGUAUGAACAGCUAUCCGAUAUGUGACUCUCCACUUAAUUAGAGAUCGGUGCGGGGCAGCUUCGCUCUGUCACAGAGAUGGCGCCGCUUCAACUGUUUUUGUGUGUGUGAACAGAAGCCCUACCCGGUAUGAUUUUCGUGGCCGCGCGAACGCUAUCCGGGAUAGUGUGAACAUAGCCUUAACUUACAUGUAAUCACAAACGAGUGGGAAUUGAGGUAAAAAGGUGUGAAAGACAAGAAGUCAAUUUCUAAGCAGCAACACCUAGGAGAAAAGCAUAUUGUUUCAGUGAUUUUGUUACCUCUUCGUCCUGCGUCCCUGAUGCAUGAAAAUCCCCAAAGACGCAAAAUAAUUCAUGGCAUGCGUCCGCAAAGAUCGAUCAAUCGAUCUGCACAUGUGUAUCUGCGGCAGAUAUUAUGGCUGUUGUUCAACGAUGCGUAUUCUUUUAGCCUUUGUUGUGCUUAAGGACUAUAUUUUAAUCUCAGUGUACUGUAAUACAGAGUUUUGGAGUCUGUCUUCAGAUUAACUGUCUGGUUACAUCAGGGUUGUCACUAAGAUUUCAAGUUGCCGGGUAAAUACAACAAGUAGGCGGGGAAUCAAAGGGCUAGGGAUUUCUUUUGGAUCUAUUUUUCUUCUAUUUUCUAAUAAAAGUAGCCGGGGGCCACUCUCUUUAGUAGCCGGGGAAAAUCCCCGGCCCCCGGCUCUUAAUGACAACCCUGUUACAUUAAGGCCCAACAUUUUCUAUUUGGGACUGGUUUUUUUUUAACUGGGACUCAUUGGGUCUGGACUGGGACUAAUGAUUUUUCACAAGAUGAGUCCCAUGACUCACCAUAACUAUUUGUAACAAAAUCACUGUUGUUUUGAGGAAUUUGAUCCUGCACAAAAAAAAAAAACGUUUUCAUUGGCGUCGCCAUUGUUGUAGGGUAAGGACCUUAAUUUUACCGGUGACUUGACUGUUGUGUAACCUUUUUUUUUUUCACAGUAUGGUUUUCAAUCAGUUAUGGGUGUUGAGGAAUCUCUCAAAGCUAUCAUUCUGUGUUUGAAAAUUGACAGUCUAAAAACGCAAGCAUUGGUAGUCAAGGUAAGUGCAUUCUUAACGAUUUACAGUUUCUGGGGCAUGAAAAUUAUCUUCACAAUGCAUAAAGACCAUAUUACGACACUGAUAGUAGCGGCAGUGCCGUAGGGAUUAUGUGAAAAGCUUCUUUUCUGACAAGUUGUAUUAAGAAUUUUAGGAGCAGUGUUAUUAUCAUCGUGAUAGUACUAAAAACUAGUUUUGUUUUUAGGAAUAAUAUUAACUGCGCAUUUAUUAUGCCGGACAUUUUUCUGGUACUCUAUGAGUCAAUUUAACAAAGCUUUUACAAGUGCAAUAUACAAGUUUGGCUGUUGCUUUCAAACUCUGAUAUCCAUUUAGAGUCAUUUUACGGUACUUAACCUUACCUUGCCUCCGGUUCGCGCUCCGUUGCGCAUAAAGCCUCCACAGAGUCACUUCUUCUCCACUGCUAUCUUAGAAAGUGUGUCUGGUUUCAGCAAUGACAGAGUCUUUUAAAGAGCGAUAGAUUGUUUGUAGACCUGUUUUUCUCAUUAAUGCUUGCUUAAUAUCUUUCAUUUAGAUGCUAGCACAGGCCUGUAUGCAGUCUGAGUACUACGAUAAAGUUGUUGAUGCAGUGAGGUUUUACUCCAGAAUGGCCAGAGAGGUGCGGCCGUUUGAAACUCUUGUGAAUUUGAUGUACCAGAGACCCAUUUCACCGCAGUUCCAGGUAAACGACGGUUGGGACUGAGCCAAGUUCAUUAUUUAUCAGCCUAUUCCCUAGGCAUUCUCUCUUGCCCCGUUGUCCGCGCGAAAUCUGGGGAAGGUAGGCGAGUUUCUCUCGGUGACGUCAGAGCUCAGUUUUGACCGAGCCCAAAUCAUCUAGGGUCGAGGGUCGUAUUGGGACAGAAAAACAAAGGUCUCACAUCGUAAAACGGUAAUUUCCUUUGUUUCUCUUGUCCCAGCAGUGCCGUUUGGCAUCACCUGAAUGUUAGGGAACGUCAAAAAGCACAACAACAACUCUGUUUGUGCAUCACGCAUUUUUGUAAAUUGCUUUGCCGUCCCAGCAAAAGUGCGACGUGGAAUGACCACAUUCUAAGUUGACUUGAGAACGGGAACGGCAAGGCAAUAAAUUCUGCCAUCUUUGUAUGAACUCCGGCGCUGUUCCCUCUCUUCAGCUGCAGCUUAAAUUUCCUUCUUCUAAGUAACUAGGUGACUUGGGAUAGGCGCAAGAAAGUUUGAAAGGCUGCGAAGUCUGUUUUCAGCGACCUUUCAUUGGCGUCGCCAUUGUCGGAUCGUAAGGUCCCUAAUUUGACUAGCUGCAACAGGGCCAGGGUUUGCACGCACCUUGAAAGUCCUUGAGAAUUGCAAUUGGUGCUGGAAAUUCCUGUGAUUUCUGUGCAUGCUAACGUUAUUCCAAACCAGACAGUUCUGAAGAGCCUUAAAGGAGCAAAUACAGAACGACCUUCAGGAUAAAAUUGCUCCUGAUGUGAUGAUGUGGAAGAGCUAAAAAAGACAGACUCAAGGCUCUUUUUUCACUAAAUAGAGUGCUUGAAAAAUGGUAUAUGUGUCCUUGAAAGUCCUUGAAUUUUUUGUUCAAAAAAGGGUACGAACCUUAAAGGGCCUAUUGCAUUCGUUUUCUCUUUCAGACGCUGUGCUUGAUUUUCUUCAACUCUCUAUUGAGUAUCACACCGACUUUUAACAAGAAAGUUUUUCAUCAGCAAGAGAUUGAAAAUGCAGGGUUUGAUGUGGAACGAACAGAAAGGGUAAGAUGGAAUUGUACUUCAAAGCCAUGUUCAUACAGCAAGUGUGGCAAUUCCCAAGGGAAAAACGUAUUUGCUCGGAUUUUGGGUGCAGGACUUGACAAAUUUUCUGUGGAAAAUUCUUCUCCGUUAGCUACAGAAGGAUUUCAAACAACAGUGGACCAACGCUAGGGUGGUGUGUCGGAAGUUAAAAAUCUUGGAAAUCGUCGUCAACGUUCAUGUGACGUGGCCAGGAAAAUUGGCUUCAAGUGUUUUGGGCUACGAUGUUGGUCACAUUGAAUUUUUUGGGCCAGUUUUCUCCUCCACGCGAAAUAUAAGUUGUCUUUCCGUGUAGAAACCGCCUUAGUUAGACAAAGAGUAGUCUUUUUUUUCUUUGUCCGUCGAGCGAAACGCGUGAGAGAUGGAAAUGAAAAAAGAGAGACUGAUAGCCUGUGUACAGACCCCCCCUCCCCUCAAGAAAAAAAACGGAGAAAUCGAGUUUUCCCGAGGGGAGGAGGGGGUCUGUACUCAGGCCAAGAGACUGCUCGCGGUCUACGCUGUAAUAGGAAAAAAAAAAAAAACAAAAACUAGUCAGUGGUUUUCAGAGUGAAUUUUGAAAUGCUCAUGUACUUUCCUGUUUUUGUUACUGGUAAAUUGGGUAGGAUCAGUGCAUGUGUUUUGAAAGACUGUGCUUAAUUCCUUGAUCGUUCUUUCCUUAAAAAUUACGUGUCAUCUAGAAUUACCUACAUUCAGAAUUUCUCUUGUGUUCCAUCAUUCUCAUUCCAAAAAGUCCAAAAAGUAAAUCCAAUUUUUGUUCUUCUAUCCGACUGCAGACCUUGGAAGGCCUGGAAGCAUCAUCAGUACGAGAUGCGUUGAAAACGUGGCAGGACAAUUAUGUUAAUGUUCAAGGGGUUAUGGAUGAAUUUGUUAGCCUUCGAGAGAGAACCAAGUACCUUCGAGAUGAGGUGAGGGUUUUUUCUUUUUUGCCUUGCAGCCCCUAACCAAAUAAAAAGAAACAACCUUCAUGCACUGAAUUUCAGUUAAAACCCUUAGUUUCACGUGUUGUGGAGUUGAGGAGAAAGCAAUGUCCAUGUCGCUUUUCCACUAUGGAGUUUGCGCUUGUUUUCCUCGCUGCGCACUUUCAACCAAUCUUUGUGUCGUCUGUGUGUCGUUUUUGCCAAAUGCUAGAGACAAAAUACAGUGGAACCUCGUUCUAAUGAAGGGCCAGUGGACUGACGAAAUAAUUAUGUUCUCUAUUAGGAGGUUUCGUUAUAUCGAGGUUUUUUAUAGAUAGAUAGAUAUAGAUAGAUAGAUGCUUGUUUUUGCUUUAUAUUUAUUCUCUCGCGAACUGACUUCCGGUGAGUCUGGUUGUUCACUUUGUUCAGGGCCUUCGUCCAUCGGACUCAGUUUGGGUGUAUUGGACAACCCUCUGACUGAAUUGCUGGGUAGGCCAGCAAUAAGCAUACACAAUUACACAAUAUGUUGAUGUUUGACAGUAGCAAAAUCAGUUAGUCUAUUAGACUAGUAUUAGUCCGACCAAGUCUCGGAUUGCGGGAACGAAGAGAGUAUUUACACUCAUGGUCCUUAGGAGAAGGGGGGAGGAUAUUGCCGCGCAUUUAUGAUGAACCUCUGACAGGCAGCAACUCGCCUGCCGUUAACUGUGUCAAGGCUUGCCACGGCCAUGGCAUCAGCAAACUCUGCCUUGCCAAAAAUUAUCCUCAGGGCUUUCCUGAAAGUAUUUUAGUAUAACUCGGGUGAAGGAAAUCGUUAUAUAGAAGUUCGUUAAAUCGAGGUUCCACGGUUUUUAUGUUGUAUCACGAGGAAGUGCUGCCAGAGGUCAUUUGUGUUUGAAAUUUUAAACAAGGAACGCGCUUGUUUUCCUUGCUGCGCACUUUCAAGCAAUCUUUGUUUCAUUUGUCGCCAAAUGCAGAAGAUAAUAUGGCACGUUGCAUCACGAGGAAGUACGAUACACUGGAACCUAUUAACCCUGAAAGCCCCUAUAUCCACGUAUUACUGUCAAUUCUCCAGACUGAUCUCUACACAUUUCCGUAACGAAUAAGUUGAAAGAAUUUCAUACUACAGCUAACAGGGCUGUGCUCUAGCAGAACCCGGUGGCCCCUUGGCGCCCAACCUUUGCUCCCGGUGACUAGAAAAUCUUAGAUUUUUGAUACAAAUCACAUGCUUGGCAACGAAGGUUUCACAGGUUAAGACCACUGAGCUCCCUUUAAAUUUCCUUAGAGCACAGCCUUGGAUAAUCCCAUUUCCCUUAGCCGGUUGGGUGAUCAUUUGAUAAUUUCUCAUAACCUUUUGUCUUGAUUAUGUGUUGAUGUUACUAACAGUAAAACCCUGAGACUAAGAACCUGCAUUUUGCCAAGUUAGCCUAAACAGGUUCUGAUAUAACUGGUAAUUAGCACAAUUUUAGGCUAUUUAAGCUCUUAAACAGGUUCUUAUUUUCUGAAGAAAAAUACGUGGUUGCUAAGAGUAUUUAGUGGUAUUCAGCUCAUUCCUUAGGUAAAACCUGUAUACCAUUACAUUUGCAGUUGGAGUUAUAAGGCAUCUAUGUCUCCAAAGAGGAUCCUGAACGUUGAGUUAUCUUAUUUGCCCAAGUGUACAUAAUUUCUUUAUAGAUUUUAGAAAGUAGGAACCUGUUUCAAAUUUUAGGCGGAACAAGUUCUUGUAUAGAUGUAUGGAGGGGGCCUAACUGGCAAAUUUAGCCUAACAGGUUCUUUGUCGCGGAUUUUUACUGUAUUGGGAGAAACCUGAUGUUGGACAUUUUUAAGACUCAGAGUGUUAUUAUACCGCACAAACCUUAGGGUGCCUGUGUUUCAGUGCCUGCUCAAAAUCGUGACAAGAGCGUUUUCUUUGCCUCAAUAGGUUGAUCUUUUACAGACCAAACUUGAGGUAAGUCUGUUUUACCAUCCGUUUAAAAUUUAAACUAAGUUCUCUUAAUUCGUUAAAACACGCCUUGUUACAACAACGGCAGUAGUCUUAAUAAGGCAAUUUUAAACACAUUUCUCGUCGUCUUAUUUUACGAGACGUUUUUAUCCUUCUCUUCAUUAUCAGGAGCUGGAAAAGGAGAACAUAAGACUUAAGAAAACAAACACAGAGGUAUGUAUUUUGACCAUAUAGUAAAACUGGAAUCUAUUAAUCCUUGAUGUAUCGAGAAUUGAAUUUCUAAAUCGAUGUGUUAAGGGGUGUUUGAGUUUCUUUCUUUUGUGCAAGCGUGCUUCUCUGCUAGCCACGAACACUUGAGGUUGUGUUUAAAUAUUCAAUUCUUUCAAUACAAACUGCGGUAUUUAAACUUUUUCAGCUUGGGGAGCGAUCGGAAGAGUACAGACUCAGAUCCACAGAAUUACAGACAACUUUGGAAAAUGUUGUGGUAAGUUUUGUUCAUUUUCACCGUUUCCAUCGUUGCAUGAAGUUGUACGACUUUAAAAAAAGCAUUCCUUCUUGUGCUAAAAUUGCCCGGGAAUUGGCAUAUCCUUUGAACAUGUUCUACGAAGUGGUUAGCUCAAUGAUGUUAUGAGCUUGCAAUUACCGUAUUUAUUCGAUUAACCGCCCUGGGCGCUUAUUAAAUUUUUGGACCUUGAGAGUGGGUGCUUAUUAAUUUUUCACCAUUUUCAGCAAGUGAAGUAUGUUUAUUUUGCAACAAAACAAUAAAUGCUAAUAACAAAACGCGAAGAGGUAACAAAGCAAGGUUUCUGUAAAAUACUCUGAAGAAAACUCCGUCUUUGGGAAAGUCUCUUAUUAGAAUUUAUUCACUCAAGUGGGUGGCGUGGGGGUGAGCGCUUAUUUGAGUUUGAUUAGGGGGAGGAGGGGGUUGGCGCUUAUUAACUUUUUCUGCCUUUAGGAUGGGCGCUUAUUCGAGGUGGGUGCUAAUUCGAGGCUGGGCGCUUAUUCGAAUAAAUACGGUAUUUUGAGUGAAAAAUAAAACAAUCACAGUGGAACGCCCAAGGGACUGGAAAAAUAAGUUCGCUAUUAACGAGGUCAGGUUUCGUCAUGGUAUCGAGGUUCUUUUCCUUACAUUUUACCAUUACUGCAACUUGGGCGAAGAAUAUCGUUCCUUAUACCUAUGACUUCAUUAUAUACAUGUACAUUGGAGGGUCCUUACAUCGUGGUUCCACUGUGUGCGGAUCUUAUCUUCCUAAGCAGUAACACCUUCCUUUUUCUGUUUAAUUCUUCAUAAUAUACUCGGCCUCUUUCAAUAAUUGUUAAGUAUUGCAAUUGUAUUGCUGUCAAUUUAACAGUUAAUUUGAGUUUUUUUGCUUCUUAGAAACACGUCAAGCACGAAGCAGAUCAAGUUGAGAUUCCCCGUGAUCUCAUUACCAGUGUCGCAGAAGCUGCGGCGGCAAUUGUAACACCCCCUGCCCCACCCCCACCGCCUCCGCCACCCGUCCCCCCACCAGCACCAGAUGGUAUGUGUUUAUCAUAUUUGAUACAAUCAAUCACCUUCACUUCACUAACGAUGUUUUCGCUGCUGUGGCCUUCAUGGUUGCUAAAAAUCGUUACUGGAGUGCAAAAUGUGACGUCAAGAAGAUAAGAGGAUUUGGACAAUUACUAGUAAAAGAAAGGAAGAAUUAGAAAGAAAGAAGCAAACGGAUAAUUUUGCGGAUUCUUACGGGAAAAAAGAUUUGAGACACCAUAAGAAUAAAAGAAGUUAAGCGUUUUCUCAGUUUAUUUCGUUCAUCGUUUUCGAUGGGUGAUCUGUUUGCUUCUUUGUUUUCACCAUGUGUCCCAAGGAAAACUCUUCAACCCAUUCUCCCCUAGAAAUUUUGCCAGAAAACGCGUUUUGAAGCUAGCUGAGCGGUUUCGGUCACUGUCUUGCUAAAAAGAAAACCAUUUACAGGUCGUACACUUUGCGGCCUUCUGAUCCAGAUGCAAAAUAUUAGCUUGCGACUUUCGGGCAGGCGCAGAAAGCAAAAAGAUAGUUUUAGGGUUUAAAAGUGACCCAGCCGUCUUGACUUACUUUUUGCUUUCUCUCCUCCCCUCUUCUUUCGUUUUUCUUGCCUCAUUUUUUGUCGUUUGCUGAGCAUGUAGUAUCUUAGGAUUGGAUAAAAGAAAAAGUAGGUGGGUAGUGAAACAAGAUUUUGGUUUUUUGCCUUUUUCUCCGGGCUCUUUCACUGAAUCGUGCUCAUUCUGGUAUGGUUUAAAAGAUCUCUUUACCCUGCGCAAGUUAGCGGACAAAGCUAUCCUAGACCGUUAAAACUGAUGACGUCACAAGCGGUAGAAGGGACGUGGAUCCGCACGGGCGGUUAAGUGCGCUUCAUGGGCGAAAGGGUUAAGAAGAGUCCCUAUUAGAAUAUUGGCUUUAGAGCUAAAAUUUAUUUGUUUCCUUUUUUCCUCUUAUUAUGUCGCUCAGUCAGCAACAAUGAUGGAUGUUUUAUCAUUUACUCUUUCACAGGUCGUUUGAUUCCUCCCCCACCCCCUCCCCCUGAAAUUGGUAAGUUUAUGUAGUGAAUUUUUAAGCAGUAGAAAACGUUUUCCGUGUUUGCAUAGCCUGAUAUAAACACGAGAGGGGUUGGGAGAAUUCGAGACAGUUAUGCAAACCCGAGACGAAGUCGAGGGUUUGCAUAACCGUCGAGAAUUCUACCAACGCCUCGAGUGUUUAUAUCAGGCUAUGCAAACACAGGAAAAAAGUUUUCUAUUGCUUUUAUAAAAUAACUUUCCCGAGAAAAAAACGCAAGACUCUUUGUAUGGCACUUAUUAAAAGAGAAAUUCUUCUCAGUCGUAAAAAUCUUGUCCACGAAGUCUUGCACGCGUAAUCAGUUCUUGUUUUGCAAAAAGAUGCUUUGCAAAAUACGGAUUUUUCUUGCUUAAAAUGUCCGCUUAAGCGAAGAAAAAUUGACUCACCUUCUUUGUAACGAUUUUCCAUGUUUCAGCCGACGAAGGAGUGGGUAAAUAAAGUAAACUUGUCGAGUUUUGAACUCGAAAACUUUUUCAAAUUCGUGCUUGCGUGAUUAGCGCGCGAAAAGCCAAACAACUUGACGCCACAACCAUGUUUACAUACUCUCAUGCAAACACUCCUCUCGGCCAAUCAGAGCGCGCGUACUAUCUUAGUUAUUUUAUAAAUUUUAAUGCAUUUUGAUGAGUUUUCUUCUAAUCCAUUAAAAUUCUGAAAGUGAGUGACAUCUUGUAUAACAAUGGUGUCCUGUUAUCUCAUAAUUCCGAUGCUUUGCUAUCAGUGUUCGCUAAUUCAGUCAACAGAAAAUUGUAAAGCAAAUCCGGUCCGAUUGAAACUACCCCGGAAGUACCUCUGACUUGAACCGAAAUUAGCCGUACCAUUUGAAUAACUGUUUUCAAUGGCAGUAAAUUAGUUAUCUUGCAAAAGUAGACUGCAGAAGGCUUUGGAUAAACGGUUCAACAAAUGGCACAGAAAUUGUACGGGCAUUUUCACUUCCAGAAACUUUUCAUUAGAACGUGUCGUGUUUGAUUUAAUAGUUGAGGUUACACUAGACCUUUUCCCCAAAGUUCCUUUUGGGAAAAUAGCUUUUGAUGGAUUUGCUAGGUUUUAAACACUUUCAUGUUUGAGGUUACACAGCUAAAAAUUGCUCAACGGGAAGAAAAGGACUUGAACCCGGUUUCGCGGGAAACGUCGUUGUACACACUGAAGGCCGACAUAAGUCGUAAACGGUUCCGAACAUUUUUAAUUUUACUCUUUUGCUAAAACCUCCUUAUCAAUCAAGCGUAGCAAGAGCCCUGCCCCCUUACUUUAUUACAGGAAAUUUAAUGCUUUAUGAAGUUAACGCGAAGUGUGCAACUGGCUAUUUCGGCUUUUUUCGUGCAGCUCCACGCGCGAGCGGAGUACCAUGACUAAGAAAAUUAUCUAUUCAUCCGAGAAAGUUUUGUAGUCACGUUACCGUUCGUCUGCCCGUCCGUCCGUCCGUCCACUUACCCUUCCCCUAACCCAAUGGUAACACUGACUUCUCACUUAAGGAGAAAGUUUGGGUUAGUAGAGGGGUAGGUUUGCCUUCCACGGAGGCGUUUUUAGGGUAGUGGGAUUUCUAGACUGAUUACAGUCGCCUAUGUAUUUUCCCGUAGAAUUGUCAUAGUUGAGCGUUAACCGUCACUGACGACUUUAUGCAAUUGGUUUCAACUGUACCAAGGGGGUGGGCUUGUAAAUUGUAAAUAUCCUAUUUUCCACUCCCCUCAGGGCUUUUCAGGGAUAAUUUACAACACUGGCCGUGGGGGGGGGGGGGGGGGGGAAAUUGCCAGACUGCUUGAGUUGCAGUUUACAAGUAAUGAAGGAAUGAGUAAUGAUGCCCCAAUACAUGAGUGUGAAAGUGAGAUAGACCACUACACCCGGCACUACGUGCCCUACUCUUUACGAAAAGUAUGUGGGUUCUUUAACGUCCCACAGAUUUAUUACAUGUGCAAAGGCUUGUGAGACGGGGCCUAUGAUUUAUCGUCCUAAUCCGAGACGACUUUGGGCGGUCCUCCAAAAGAUUGUCAUCUCGAAGCUAGCCUUGUUCAAGAUUGUCGUUUGUAGCACUUGUGAACAGUCUAUCGUAUUUCCUCCCCUUCCUCUACGUCGGGAGAGAGAAAAUAAUUCUCACCGAAAACACCUGCGCGAGAGGCUAGGGGCAACCGUCAAGUUUUUAUGAUCCUAUACUGAUCCAAAAGGUGUUAUAUUUUUAGAUGGGACUGUGUCGUUGAGGCGGCGAGUAGGUGCCAAUGGCGUACGUCUCCCCAUGCUCAAUUGGACUCCUAUAUCAUCAAAAGCAGAUUCAAGCCUAUUCUUUCAGGUACGUCUUUUGAAGUAGAGUGGCAAUGCUAGAUUUAGCUAGACUUAUAAGUCUCGCUGUAAUGUUGUUGACAAAGGUAUUGAAAAGAAAUCAGAGCCAUUCUUCAUUCUUGACGAAAGUGCGAUGCCAUAACAAGUACAACUACAACCUGGCUUGUUAGCUCACUUGCAAAAGUUGCGUCUGUAGCUGCGAAAGUAGAGUUAAAGUCUUUUUACUUAACGUCAGCAGCUCGAAAUAGUCAUCACCUGACCAAACUAUAUGAGGCCACUCAUUUUAACCCCAUCUCUCUAUGCUCUGUUCUACCGGUAUUUAUAGCUACACGGAAAGGAAAGAAGACGAUACAAGCAAAGAUUUGAGAACACACCCGGGAAUCAGGAACUCGGGACCUCUCGCUUAGAAGGCCGCGUACGAGUUAACUGUGCCAAUUCUUGCUUCUAAAGCUGUCAUUUGCCCUGGGGAUGUUUGACUUCAUUAUACCUGAUUUUACUCUUUCAAUGAUUGUCUUUUCUUGGUAGGACAUCCGUGAUGAAGACCUCAUGGAAUUACUAGACUUUAGAGAUUUUGACAAGAAAUUUGAGUUGAGAGCUAACGAAGCUUCAGAAGAUCUGAUCGCAAAGAAAGAACAAGGCAAGUACUACGGCACUUAACGAGUAUUUAAUGUGUGCAGUGCGAUGAAUAUUCAUUGAAUUGCGCUUCUAGUUGAAAUACCGAGAGACAGGCUGCACACUGUCGGGGGUUGGGGUGGCAUUCUGAGUUUGGUACUGGUUAGCAGUCAAAUAUUCAAACCAAGCGACCAUGGAUAAAGUAGUUGCGUGAUCAGUCUGUGACAACACCUGCCUGGAGAAAAUUGGGACUUUUUCUCGCAAAAUGGAACGCCGCUUUUUGUGUGGUAGCAUCGCGGCCGCGGCUAAUGGUUAGCUACAGUGCAAACAAACAAACCUAAAAACGUAAAACCUAUCACUUCAUUUUUUAAGGUAAGCGCAGCUGUUUAGCUACCCUCUUUCUUUGCCGCUGGUGUUAAAUCACUAUUGCUCUUACGGGCAACUGAAAAGUUUUCCAUGGCUGUCAGUAAGAUUUCAAGUUGCCGGGUAAAUACAACAAGUAGGCGAGCAAUCAAACAGCUAGGGAUUUCUUUUGGUUCUCUUUUUCUUCUAUUUUCCGAUGAAAGUAGCCGGCGAAAUCCCCGGCACCCAGCUCCUAAUGACAGCCCUGGAAAAGAAUUUCCUCUCGGCUAUGAACAAUGUAUAAUUAACGGAUGUCUUGUUUUUCUAUCUUAGCCGUAAAGCGAGCCGCAGAACAAAUCACAGUUAUCGAACCAAAGAGGGCGAGAAAUCUUGGUAAGAAGCUUGCGUAGAAUAUGUUGGGCUUAUAUUUAAAUGGGAAGAGAACGGAGUAUACACGUAUUAUGAAGGAGUGGUUUGACUUACUGUUCACAGUCCCCUAUUUUUCCGUAAGAUCGUCAGGAUAGAGCACCUUCCUUUAAGCGGCCAUCUUGCUUUCAGAUGUACCGAGCCUAGCCUUGGGAUGAUAGCAAAUCUAUCGCCUUCCUACGCUACCCGCUCCCCCCCCCCCCCCACCGCUAUAAACCCCGUGGGCCUCGGCGCCCCCUCGGUACGUAUGGAACCAAAAUGGCCGCCCAUAACAGUAAUUAAGCACUCGAUAUGGAGAAUCUUACGAAAAAAUGCACAGCCAAACUAUACCGUCGUCUGAUAGUUAUAGGGCUGAUCAAACGGUCAAAACAUGUCAUGACAGGGACAAACGAGGAAUUAAGCUAUCAAUACGUAGUCAUUUUCAUUACAGACUUAGAAUUUGCAAUUACCCUCGUUUCUAAAAAGCCUGUAGCGAUACUCACGAGUACGUCAACUAUUGAUAUUAAUGUGCCAACCAGUGAAACGCGAAAUGGUUCUUCAAUGAAACAAAAAGAUUCUAUUGCUUCACUUGUUCACAAAUUUUCAUAACAAAAACGAUGUUUGGAAACAGUGAUGUCUCCUAUUGAUUUUACAAGUGCUUCGUUUUUUUGUCCCUCAGUGAUCGCCCGUCGCCGCAUCCAACACUCCACAGAAGCAAUAGGAUCACUGAUCGACCAGUGUGACUUGGUUGAACUACCACCAGAGCAUGCAGAGUUACUUCUUAAAUUUGUACCCACGAAGGAAGAGGUGAGUACAAAAUACGACACAGUUCCACAGAGAGAACGGUUUUUUUCAAGUUUUUAUAAAGACCAGUUGGCGAACAUCCAUUGACACUGCUGGAAACAGUGUCUAAAAACUAGGAAAAUUUCAAAGUUAAAGGUGAUACGUUGAAAACGAGCGAACAUGUUGCUACACAGAGUCGCGAAACUUUACAGACUCGCGCAUGCGUUCCUGCCUUGCGAGAGCGCGCGCUCUCAAUUUUUUGUCAUUUUCCCCAACUUGCACAGAAAAGCUUGCAGCGUAUGCUAACUACCCAUCGCCUUACUCUGUAAGGUUUCUGGAAAAUGUUUGUGUCAAUUUUUUUAACCAGUUUGUUUUUUUUGUGUGUGUGUGUCUCGUUUUUUUGAUAUGCGAAACUUGUGCUUUCAGCUUGCAGGUCUUGCUCAACACGCCCAUGAGUUUCAUAAGCUGGCUGAGGCCGAGCAGUUCUUAUUUGAGGUAAGGAGAAAAAAAGGUUACUUAAGGUGGUGUCUUUUUGUUUUGUCUGCAUAGUCUACACGUAAGUGCCCAUUGUAUUCCUUCGCCGGGGAGCGAAAAUAUCUUGUCUUCCUCGGGAUUCCUCACUUAUCCGUUCUUGACCACGAUGAAAUCAUUUCCAUAGGCAAAUAAAGAAAUCUAAAAAAUAGAAACAAGUAAUUUAUAAAAACGGAGGCGUCGUUUAUCAUUUGCUUGCACUCUCGAAAUUUGCUCGAAGGGCUUUUCCCUUUUAUACAACACAAAUAAACCACCCUAAUUCCCAGGUGUCAUUUUUUAUUUUCUUCACUUUAUUUAUUUUCAAACUGUAUUCUCCAUAUUGUCUUCUAGCUCAGAUGCCAGCACUUACUUUCAAAAUGAAACUCCUAGUCAAUUAAUUAUUCGCACGGAAUUUUGAAUUCUGUUCAAACGUGACGAGUUCAACAUCCAACUGAUCUUAGACUUAAACUCAGCAGAAACAAUUCAUUUGAUGUUAACUUGUUUGUGUACAGGGAAUGUUUAUCAAACAAAAGAGUCAAAUCGAGUUUUCUGACAGGACAACUUCCAAUGGGAUUUUAAAUUUUUCUGUCAUCAGAAGGGUAAUUAACUUGUUGGUAUAUUACGGUGUACAGACCAGUCUAUUUUAGACACUUAAGGGUACUUUUUCGCGGUUGUGUCAAUGGGGACACGACCGAGCGGGCAAAACUUGUCAAGUAAAGGUUACUCGAGCAUAAAACAACGGUCUUGCCCUCCAAAAACAGAUUGCCAAGGUGGAGAGAUAUGAGACUAAACUGAGUGUCAUGGCGUUCAUUGGUGUGUUCGAUGAAUUGAUGAGAACUGUCGUACCGGUAAGUUUGUUGUUUUUAUUUAAAGUAAUAAUAAUCAUUACGAGAAAACAAUCAAACAAACAGACAAGUAAGCUGUCGUAUAAACGAUAAUAUAUAGAUUUAGCCAAUGCUCUAGUAAAGGGGAAGCUCUCGAUAAUAAAUUUGUAUUUUACUUCAAACAAUAUACAUACUUGGCUACCAUUGCAAAGAAAUCCACUUAGGGUCGAAAACUAAUAACUCGUCGAUGGGUCGACACCUGAGCGCGCGAUACGGUCAUAUAAUACUGGUCAGCAGAUACCCUGUUUUAACAGCUAGACUACAGCUGUCAGUUGGCCACAAAAUGGAUGUGCAAUGUUAGGUUGCAGGCUUUUACCCUAGCUAGCUGGUGCGGACGGACAGACUUACAAUCACGUGUUUACAAAAUUUCUCGACUGGAUCGGGGAUAAACAUUUUACCCGUACUAUUUUCUAUACUGUACAGUUAUUUAUCAAAUUUUUCCAUGUCCCAAAGUGAUAGCAGUUGCGUAAGCUCCUGAAUAGGAUACCUUGAAGUAAACAGUGAUUGUUAAAAAAGGAAACGUUUCCAGAAAGACGGUGCAGAAUGCAUUAAACUGCGAAACUGAAUUUUCUGUUUGUUUUCAGCAAGUGGAUGCUGUGUUGCGAGCAUCGACAUCGAUUGUCAACAGUGCUAAACUUAAAAAGUUGUUCAAGGUAAAGAGUUUUUCCCAGAGCUACAAACUCAAACAAAUAUUCGCUAGAAUUCAUUUCAUGAAAAAGUCGCUUUAACUAAUCUUGCUGCUAGUCUGGGCCGGGUUGUUCAAAGCUGGGUUAAGAUAACCCUGGAUUGAAAAAGAAUAAGAAAAUUUUGAGAGAAAAUGCUUGUGAACGAAAGAAAGAAAAAGAAAACUGGAUUAAAAUUUUGGGCCCCAAGAAUUUGCUAGACAAGCCCCCUAUAAGAAAAGGGAAAAGGGGGCCCCUCCCCCCUUCCACACACAUGCCCCCGGACCCCCCUAGGAAGCUCGUGGCCUUCGGCCACUAGGGACUUCUCCCCCAAACGAUAAAUCCUAGAUAGAACCCUGACACAGACGAUGAUGCUGGAAGCGUGUGAGAAAACUGUUUUCCUUGGAAGCGGAAUCGAAACCACAGUUUUUAAAGAAAUACCAUGUCAACGUCACUCAUAUUUUGGUCGCCAUCAACGGGAAACAUCUUGCUACAUGUUAGUGCCUGAAAAAUAUUUAAAGCAAAACGGCACAUUCGCAACACUUUUCAAUGUUUGUUGGUUUUUAGUUAAUACUGAUAUAUGGGAACUACAUGAACAGCGGCAGAAGAGGGGUUGCCUAUGGAUUUAAACUGGAAUCUCUUAACAAGGUGAGAUAUUGAUUUAUUCAUACAUCAGGAUGUCUGAGGUCUUUGAUGGGGGAAAAUAUUUGUGAGUGACCACUCAAUUGAAAGCUAGCUACCAACCACUACUUUCUUGCGGUACUGUUUAGUACGCUGUACAAGGUGGCUCUAACUUUCGAGCUGUGGAUGACUGAAAUCCUAAAGUGUGACCAUUCUGAUGGAAGCUACUGAACAGUACAUCUUUCCUGUGUUACUGUUUUUGUUUUUACGGUUUUGACCGACUUGCCCCAAGCCUCUGUUUCAAAGUGAGGCUAAGUGUCAAUCCCUAGUUAAUCCAUUGAUAUGAAAAUGAUUUUUAAUUCUCAUGUAAAUAAACCUCAUCUUCACAAGAAAGGUUUUGCACUUAGCCAUUUUUGAAAAAAUUUCGCCAUUUUCACCGUUUUCGCUUUGAAAGUGGCCUUUUCUGCAAUGCGUCCAUUUACAUCAAUACUGUAAAGUUAACCAGUUGAUGCCACUGAUAGGUCAGUUGUUCUAAUUUGCAGUUGGAAGACACUCGUACGACAGACAGAAAACAAACGUUUCUUAGCUACAUUGUUAGCGUUGUACAGAAAAAGUUUCCUGAUCUUCAGGACUUCGCCGAGGAACUUUAUCUUGAUGGAGCAACUACAGGUGAAGAUCACUCCGAAUUUGUUUUAUCUCUACAAGAGAAAGUGUAUUUGUAAUAACUUUAAUUCUUUAAACCAUAUACUCUGAGACCUCCUUAAGCUAUCGACCUAAAGCAAUCGCCUGCCAUAAAAUACAUAGUUUAUAAGAGAUUGGAUUGUCUCUUACGAAGAACCAAUUUUUCAAGAAACAUACACUGAGUGUAUGUUUCGAGGCUCUUGUUUACUAAAGUUUUUGUAAAGAAGUCUUCACCAGUUGUUUAGGAUUUCAUUUUGCGCAAAAGUGUUCCAGUAUUCAAGAACUAUGUAAAAUUGAUGAAUCACAAUAGCACUCCCAUGACAAAAUAGUUUGAAAAGGACGAUUAGAGGGAAAAACUCUCGACUCUCUUUAAUUUCUCCGUUUGAAAGGUUUCAAAUUGUUUUGUGUUCCGAUGCAUGGCAUCGAUUGUAAACUAUAAAGCAAACGGUAGAUAUAACCUCAGUCGUCACCUUUAUAACGCUUUCAACGUGAGGGAACUGUAAUUACUUUCCUAUAGAUUUGCAUUAUAUUUUAAUUUUUGUCGGAUAGAGCGCAAACCGCAAACCAUAAUCACCAGUUUGUCAUUUGCCGAUAACUUGAUGUUUUGUUAGUUUGUUAGUUCUUUUCUACUAAUUAACUGUUUUUCUUCCCCAGUGUCCAUGCAAACACUGGCGGCUGACGUGCAGGGAUUGCGAAAGGGCCUGGACCUGACUAAGACUGAGAGAGACAAACAGCCAGACAACUUUAUUAUCUUUGUAUCCUUCUGUGACGUCACUGAACUUAGUACACCACUUGUACCUAGUACUGUGUGUCAAGUAUUUGUAUUUUCCAGUUUGCAUAACUUUCAUUCUGCCUUUCGCAUUUUGCAUUUUAUACUUUUCAGUCUGUUUUACAAUUUAGCCUUUGCCGGUUUUAUUUCUAUUUUGUAUGCGGUGUUAUUGAAAAAAGUCUUUUAAUCAGUGCAAGAUGUGUCUUCAACUAAGAGGUUCACUUUUUGGCGUGAAAAGAAACAAAAUUCAAAUCUGCUGGUAAAAAUAUCAUACAAACGUAAAACAAAUAGCACUGUGCCAGACUUAGCUGACUAUUGGGAACGCGUACUUACCCCAAAUUCCUUUUCAAGAUUGGCUUUGCUUCCUUGACACAAUGUUUCAUUCAGUCGUUCUACAACGCAGCAUUCAAGAAAGUCCAGCGUCUCACAGAGCGCUACCGUAAGAUGGAAGAAGUGUAUGCGCAGGUCUGUACGUUAUUCGCUGAAAACCCUCGAGUUGCCGAACCGUCGGAUUUCUUUAAAGCCUUCAUCGACUUCAUAGCUCUUUACAAGGUAUGUAAAAAAUAUUAGAUACUUUUGUCAAUGUUAUUAGUGAGGAAAACGUAUCUCGUAGAAACUCGCAAAGCUUGUAGGAAAGGCUCAACAGUUGCAAAUGAAGGGUAAAAUGCCAAGAAAGGCAAAAGAAUGACAAAAAUCUUUUGUCGAGACACACGCUGUGCUUAGGCCUUCCGCCCUUGAAGCGCAAAAAAUAAAUAACUAGAGGAAACAAAGAAAACCGUUUCAAAAUUAUAGUCCAUUUAACUCUCCUAGUUAGCAUGGUACUCACCUACACGAUUGCAGAAAAGACUUAGUUACGAGCACCAACAGACUAUUCACUUUAAGUUCUUUUUUCAACUUUUGACAUGCACAAUUAGCGAACUCCAUUGACGCUGUAUUAAGUAAACUGUUAAUAACUCCCACCUGUUAGAAUGAUAUGCCGAAAACGAGCGAAGAUAUAGCCCUACAAAACUGCGGAAUUUUAUAAACGUCUAUAUGGUAGGGAUGGUCCCUCGCGCCGUUUUUUUUCUUCUUCGGGGAGAGGAGACGGCGACACGUUAGUUGGGGGUGGGGGUGGGGGGUGGGGGAAACUUACUCUACCCCACCGUACAGACAUCUGUAAAAUUUUGCCGAAAUGCGGAGCCAUAUCUACGUCAUCUUUUAACAUGUUACUCUCAAACUUGGCAACGUUACUGAUUUUAAAGCGGUGUCGACGGAUGUUCGUCAACUGGUCCGUCAAAUGAAUAAAAGAAAAAAAAAACGUGAAACGGUUAAAUUCGGACUAUUGACAAGCCAGCCAUUCUUAAAUUUAAUUUUAUCCGGUAUUGUUUUUUCAUAGAAAGCUGAGAGGGAAUUGAAUGGAUAUAAACGUCAAAAUAGCAACGAAAACUCGCAAGCUCAUAAAAAAGUCGCCACCGCAGCAGCAAAUGAAGGUCAACGGAGAUCCGUGUACAACAAAAAUAAUCGGUUUUUGGUGACAUAAAGCAAGGUGUCGGUUUUAUCUAUAAAAUGCAUGAAUGGGGUGAUAGAUACUCGGUUUUAAUUUAAUUCAGCCUUGCCUCUCUUUUUUAGACUGGCUCAAUAUCUGAAGCCCCGUAAUAGCGUAAAGGAAAGCUGGGGCAUCACGCAUCCCCUUAUUUGUUUUGCUUAAAUGUCCCUUAUCCCCAUAAUUCGUAUGCUGUGUAUUCCUGCAUUUUUCGCAGUUGUUAUUACAGCUGUUAGCGAUUUUGACAGGGGAAAUGCUAAUUCUGUAUUAUUUAACCCUCAAAAUCAUUCUUUGCCUUUUUUAAAGAAAGGUUGCACCGCAGGCUCAACCGUCAUGCAAGCUUUUGAUACUGAUACUAUCAUUUUGUGUACCAUUAUCGGGGAAGGGGGUAGGGCACAAUAUUGUCGAGUUUAUAACAGUCUUUUUUACAUAUUGUCGCCUUUCAUACUGUUAUAAAUUUUACACUUUGUAAUAAUAUUUUUUUGUUUUCCAAAACCGAGAACUUUGAUGCUCAAUAUUUUGGAAGCUAACUAUUGUGUAGAUAUCCUGGACCUCAUUUAUAUUCCGUAUUCCUGUAGUAUUUUAGAUAAAUAUCCCGUAUCUCAAUAACUCCUACAAGGGCCAUUUUGCCAACCAAUCCGAAAUCAAAGUGACGUUCUCGCGAGUGUUUUCCCGCCACUAUCGCGGGCUACCCGUGUUGGCUUUACGUUCUGAUGGGUUGAUUGUGUCUUCUUUGCCUGGUUGGCCAGGUUUGGCCUUCGAAACUCACGUGAAAAUUCCUUUUUGAGCUGAGAACUCGGAGCAGUGUCUUUAGCUGUCUCUGAUCUCCAUUAUUUGAAAAUUGGAAGUAGCCAAUUAAAUAAAACCGAAGUAAAAGUUAAUUUAAAUUAGAAUUUUGAAAUGACAAUUAACUAAUUUAUACGAUAGAGAAGAUAUUUUGCACAAGUGACAGUAUUGUAAAUAAGGUAGUAUUUAUGUAUUGUUAAACCGAACGCAAGGCGGGCUAUUUGAAACUUGUUUACGUGUAACAUAUUUAAUAUUUUUAUUAUUCUUAAACAAACUUUUAGACAGAAGGAGUCACAAACUCUAAGGGUUUUUUACCCUGGUAUUGAAGAAGUAUACAGCUGGCAUUGUUUACAUUUUACCCAUUUGAACCAAAAUCACACAAAUCGAUUAUUAAACUCUCGCAAAAGAUUGAUAAAUUAACAGUUGAUUUAACCAAAACGGUUCGUUAUACAGUCGUUUUUCGGUGCGAUGCUGGUGUUUUAAAAAAUUCUAUUUUGUAACUUUACGCCAGAAGAACAUUUUAAAUCCACGUACUCGCGUACUUGUUUGAUUUUGUUAAGGAAAAUUUAUCGUUGCCAGUUGUUUUGAAAGCUAAAUUCCUCAAGUGAGGUGUUGAUGUCAUGCAGACUUUCCUACUACGGUAUAAAUUAUAACUUAUUUAAGACAUGCAGCUCAUUCUUAUAACUAAAAACGCUUUAUUUAAAGUAUGAAAUUGUCAUAUUUUGAACUAACAUUAGUAGAUUUUAGAUACUACUACUGUUGUCGCUAUCUUGUUUUUGUAGGUGCUUAUUGAAAAUUAAAGAUAACAUGAUUUCAAGCUUUUCUCUUUAAACGCUCUAAAUCCCGGCCUUGUGUGCAGGGCAAGUUGUCCUUUUGGUGAUAUAUUAAUCAGUCGUGGUGUUUUACAUACCGAGGUAAAAAUGGUCUCCCAUAAGGUUGCUACCCAGGAGUACUUGCCGCGUGCCAAGGGUCUUUUUCUCGGGAAAUUUAGGGCCUGUUUACAUUGAAGUGGGG
Porites lobata is the source of this 27176-nucleotide messenger RNA. The record is from the annotation of a GenBank genome assembly. NCBI's taxonomy places the organism in Eukaryota, Metazoa, Cnidaria, Anthozoa, Scleractinia, Poritidae.